AUGUCAUCAGAGGAAGAGUCCGAUUUAUAUACCCCUUAUUCAGAAAGACCAGAAUGGAGUGAUGUUACUCCUAUUCCACAAGAUGAUGGACCUCAUCCAGUUUGUCCAAUUAUGUAUACAGAUGAAUUUAAAGAUAAAAUGAAUUAUUUUAGAGCAAUAUUAAAAUCAAAGGAAAAAUCAUUAAGAGUCUUAAAACUUUUAGAGGAUAUUGUUCAAGACAAUCCAUCAAACUAUACAGUCUGGUAUUAUAGAAGAGAAGUGUUGAAAUCAAUCGAAAAUGAUACAUCAAUUGAAUAUGAUAUUGCAGAUGAAAUGCAACUAUUAAAUGAAAUGGGUGAAACUGAUCCAAAGAAUUAUCAAAUUUGGAACCAUCGUCGUUUUAUUGUCGAGAAAUACAUUGGAGCAGCCUCAAAUGAAGGAGAAAAAUUAUUUUUAUCAGAUGUUUUAAAUGAAGAUGCCAAGAACUAUCAUGCAUGGUCACAUAGACAAUGGCUUUUAAAAACCUUUCAACAAUGGCAAGGGGAGUUAGAAUUUGUCAACAAACUAUUAAAAUUAGAUCAUCGUAAUAAUUCAGCUUGGAAUCAUCGUUUCUUUGUUCUUUUAAGUAAUAACCAACUUCCAUUCUCAAAAGAGCUAAUUGACCGUGAAGUUGAAUUUGCUCUUGGUUACAUUAAAUUUAGUCCAAAUAAUGAAUCACCAUGGAGUUAUUUAAGAGGUUUAUUUAAAGGACAAUCUUUAUUAAACUAUCAAGAUCUCUUAAAGCAAUUAUUAGAAUUAAAAUCGAAAUAUAUUGGUUGUUCACAUGUCAAUUCUAUAAUUUUAGAUUUUUAUCAAGAAGAAAACUCAAAAAAAUCUUUGGAAGAUUCAUUAAAUAUUUGUAAAUUAUUAUCAGAAACCAUAGAUCCAAUUCAUAAAAAAUAUUGGGAAUUUAAAUAUAAUACAAUUGAAAUCAAAUUAAAAUCAUUAUGA
Messenger RNA from Dictyostelium purpureum, 969 nucleotides. RefSeq lists its product as uncharacterized. Gene Ontology annotation, biological process: protein geranylgeranylation; protein farnesylation. Gene Ontology annotation, cellular component: cytoplasm; CAAX-protein geranylgeranyltransferase complex; protein farnesyltransferase complex. The transcript has 3 exons. The record is from RefSeq and is a predicted model, not a curated record. Gene Ontology annotation, molecular function: protein farnesyltransferase activity; CAAX-protein geranylgeranyltransferase activity. Bases 1 to 969 code for a protein of 322 amino acids. NCBI's taxonomy places the organism in Eukaryota, Evosea, Eumycetozoa, Dictyosteliales, Dictyosteliaceae.